AUGCUGCCUCGACCAUCUCGCUGGACUGAUGGAAAGCUCUCGGAGUCGUACCGUCCUGUUCGGAUUCGCCUACCUGUGGCAGUACCGAGUCGGGCCCCAUUUCUUUUUCCGCGGGUGCGAGCCCCCUUGCAGGCGACUCCUACAUCUGCUUGCGCGGCUCCGGUUCUGCGUCCUCGGCUACGGACUCCUAUGUCACCGUACCUUCGGCCAUCUUGGACUACUCCAACUUCAGGACCGCUUCACACACCGAGCCCUUGCUUUCCCCCGGCUCCUCCCUUUGCAAAUCUGGGCAUUCGAUCGGUCUCAACUAUGCAGGAAGCUUUUCGCAAUGCUCGCAAUUCGCAGCUGGACCGUUGGCUGGGCAUAGCAUGCUCUGCACGCAAGGACAGUGACGUGAUCUCGGAUCUUCUCCGUCAGCCUGGGGGCGAGACACAUAUGGUGCGUCUGGUUGUGUCUUAUGCACCUGCAACUCUGAGUGCCUACUUCAACUGCUGGGAUCAGUGGGUCUCCUUCUGCGCGGUUCUGUCAGAGUCCCAGUUUUCGCCCAGCCUGCGUGUGCUGCUCGACUUCCUCCAGGUUCAUGCACGGGGUACGUCGCAAUCAGCAGUUGGUUGGAUUAAGGGUCUCCGCUUUGUGGCACGCCGCCUCGAGAUUCCCUCGCUGAUUUCAGCACUGGCAACAUCGGCGGUGUCCUCUUAUGCUCGAGCGGCGGUGGCAACACAACGGCUUGAGACUGCCCCUCUACCAUUGUCUUUUGUCAUCUGGCUGGAGGUUCAGAUCCUCGAUGUGACCCUCUCUCCCGCUCGACGUUUGCAGUGUGGGGCUUUUCUGACCUGCAUUUUGGCUAGCUUGCGCUGGUCGGAUGCUCUUUGGUCAUCGCCGGCCAAGGUUCACGCCGUGGAAUCCGCUGUCCUGGGUUGUGCUAUGCGAACCAAGACGACAUCGCGUUCCAUGCCUUGGGCCGCUCUGGCCAGCGGCUUUACAUCCCGCCCGGUGGGCGGCCCGGGUUGGGGCCAGGUGUUCGUGCAGCUCUUGCAAGAAGCGGUUCAUACGACUACCUCUUUGCACCCCAACUUCGAGCCGGAUUUUCUUCUGGCGGAGCUCGGCGACGACCCCUGGCGACCUCAGUUACUGGGUCCUCUCUCUCGACACCGAGGUAUUCUGCUCCUGCGGUCAUUGCUUCGGGAUUGCUAUUCUUCUACGCCGGCAGAGAAGCGUCCAGAUUUGGACCUUAUCGGAGUCCACUCUCUGAAGGUCACCCUCCUCUCCGUGGCUAAACAGCUUCUGCUCGAUGAUAAUCUUCGUCGUCAGCAAGGUCAUCAUCGCUCGGUUUCCGGGGCGAUGCCAGAGUUGUAUGGGCGUGAUGACAUCGCCGGUCCCUUGGAGUUGCAGCAGCAAGUGGUGAGGGCCGUGGCAUCUGGCUUUCGCCCUCUACGUCCUAGUGCUCGUGGUUCUCGGCCACCCUUGCCCGAUGUGCCGUUCACAGUGCCUGCCCUCGCCCCGGCCGAGCCAAGUGGUGAAAUUCCGGCCUUGAGUGCCAGACCGCCAGCGGAGCUGGACGUGGACUCCUCGAGCGAUUCUGAGGACGAUGAUCCUGGUGCUGGGCUGGUGCGUGCAGCGGCUUCUUCUUCGACCUCUGGCACCUUCGACCUGGUCUCGUUCGCUCCGGAUGGUGCCCCCGCUUCUACCUGCGUACCUCUCCCAGCGGUUCCUUCGGACGAGGUGACUUCUUCCAGUUCUCCAGAUUCGGCUCUUAGUGCAGCUUGGCAGGCAGCCGAGGAUGCGGAGGAAUUCGAGUUCCUUUUCAACCCAGUCAGGCAUGUUCUGCACCUAGCCAAGACCCUGUGA
Messenger RNA from Symbiodinium natans, 1848 nucleotides. The record is from the annotation of a GenBank genome assembly. Lineage: Eukaryota; Dinophyceae; Suessiales; Symbiodiniaceae.